AUGGUGGCACCCCUGCUCAUUUUGUUGUUGUCCCUCCAACUGUGUCACACCACAUCUUGGGCCUACAUUGGGAAUCCUUCAAAUACCAAUACACUACACGAUAAUUAUCCCGAUUUUUCUCAAGGACCCUCUAAUGAACUGACAAGUGAAACGGAAACAGACUCACCAAACAGUCAAGAGGAGGAUAACCAGCUGACCGGACAAAAUACCGACAACACCCCCUUGAUACAGACCAUAGAUGAUGAAACCGAAAUGCAAUUUCCCAAACCCAUACAAUGGGUCAGUAUUGAUCAUUUGCGUAAUUCUAUCAUUCUGCGGUUUCAAAAUCCAUCACCCAAAAUUUUAAAUAAACUUGACCCGGAAGAAAUGAAGAGAUUACGAUCGCUGCAGGAGAAUGCUAUGCGUUGGGGCAAACGUUCAUAUGAAAGUUAUCCGGCUCUAAGCCGUAAUGGUCUGGCGGAUAAAAAUCCCAUGGGUCGCAUGGAUUUUGUUAGCAAUCAUCAGGUCAUACGAGAUUCACGAGGUGAUAAUUUCAUGCGUUUUGGACGUUCGGCGGGCGGUAGCGGUAAUGAUGAUAACUUUAUGCGUUUUGGCCGUGCAUCGGGCAAUAAUGACUUCAUGCGUUUCGGUCGGGCUGGCCAGGAUAAUUUUAUGCGAUUUGGUAGAUCAGCCGGGCAGGACUUUAUGAGAUUCGGCCGCAACCCUAAUUUUAUGAGAUUUGGUCGUGCUUCGGGUCAGGAUUUCAUGAGAUUCGGUCGUGCUCAAGGACAAGAUUUUAUGCGAUUUGGCCGUGCCCCAGGACAAGAUUUUAUGAGAUUUGGUCGUACCCCAGGUGGACAAGAUUUUAUGAGAUUUGGUAGAGCCCAGGGACAGGAUUUCAUGAGAUUUGGUAGAGCCCAGGGACAAGAUUUUAUGCGAUUUGGCCGUACCCCUGGUAGCCAAGAUUUCAUGCGUUUCGGUAGACCCGAUAAUUUUAUGCGUUUCGGUCGAACUCCUGCUCAAUCAAGUGAUUUUAUGCGUUUCGGAAAAAGUCUCGACAAAUCGGAAAAUAAAACAUCUAGUCUGCAGAAACAGCAACAACAACAAUUGGGUAAAAACGAAUUGAAACAAGCCGUUAAGCUAAUACACGAAGCUGAUAAAAAUUCCGAAAGUGGUAAUCCCGUCGACAAGGCCAUCAAGGCUUUAUUCGAUAAACAUGAAUUUGAUGACGACCAUCACACCGAUGAAAAUCAUUCGGGCGCCACACAUGAUUCAAAUUCUGAUGA
This is a messenger RNA of Musca vetustissima, 1265 nucleotides long. It is a transcript of the gene FMRFa, whose product is annotated as FMRFamide neuropeptides. NCBI's taxonomy places the organism in Eukaryota, Metazoa, Arthropoda, Insecta, Diptera, Muscidae. The annotation marks the transcript as partial. The record is from RefSeq and is a predicted model, not a curated record. The transcript has a single exon. Gene Ontology annotation, biological process: neuropeptide signaling pathway.